AUGGCGCCUCUCCCUUCGGCCAACCAGCCGCUUCAGCAAAGACUCCUGCAGCUUGCGCAGACUCUACAAUUCGCUUGGUUUGUCGGACACUUGUCGCUCCUGUUUUGCAUCUUCCGAUAUUCCUUGUCGUAUAUCACACUCAACUACUACUCGCGAUGGGCCCAGUUCUCCUACCGUACUGCCUUUAUCUCCGCAGCGGUGACAUACGGAAUUGUGGUCUACAAGGCGUUCCGUGCUCGUUCAAGAGCUGGUAGCAAGGCUCAAGGAGGUGUUCUUGCUCUUGCCGCUGAUGAAAAUGUUCAAUACUUGGCUAUGGCCCUCGUCUGGCUCUUCUCCCCUCAGUACCCUCUUGCCAUGCUCCCCUUCGGUAUCUACUCCAUCUUCCACGUCGCUACCUACACGCGCACAAACCUGAUCCCCACCAUCCAACCUCCCGUUGCCCAGGCGCCAGUUGCCGGCGCGUCUCCCUCCGCCAAGCCGCAAUACAAGCCCAACGCACUCGCUGAGACCAUCGGCAAGUUCGUCAAGGAAUACUAUGACGCCUCCAUGGGUCUUGUUGCCGUCCUCGAAAUCCUCCUGUGGGGCCGCCUCUUCCUCUCCGCAAUCAUGUUCGCCAAAGGCUCCUGGAUCCUGAUCGCAAUCUACACGGCCUUCCUCCGUUCACGAUACGCUCAAUCUGCUUUCGUUCAAGGACAAUUCAGACAGCUUGAGGCUAGAAUCGACAGUCUCGUUGGUGCUGAGUCUACGCCUCCUGCAGCUAGAAAUGUAUGGGGUGGUAUCAAGACGGGUGCGCGGUCAUUCCACGAUGCUACUGAUGUUGGGAGGUAUGUCGGUGGUGCGCCGGCUCAGAAGAAGGCUUCUUAA
Hyaloscypha bicolor E is the source of this 864-nucleotide messenger RNA. RefSeq lists its product as uncharacterized. Gene Ontology annotation, biological process: endoplasmic reticulum tubular network organization; membrane organization. Gene Ontology annotation, cellular component: membrane; endoplasmic reticulum. Lineage: Eukaryota; Fungi; Ascomycota; Leotiomycetes; Helotiales; Hyaloscyphaceae. The transcript is spliced from 4 exons. The record is from RefSeq and is a predicted model, not a curated record. The coding region runs from base 1 to 864 and encodes 287 amino acids.